Messenger RNA from Trypanosoma grayi, 363 nucleotides. RefSeq lists its product as hypothetical. The record is from RefSeq and is a predicted model, not a curated record. The transcript has a single exon. The coding region runs from base 1 to 363 and encodes 120 amino acids. NCBI's taxonomy places the organism in Eukaryota, Euglenozoa, Kinetoplastea, Trypanosomatida, Trypanosomatidae.
AUGGCAGAGGCGCUGUCGCUGCGGUUCCCCAGCAUCUUCCACCACGUGGAUGGCUCCUUCCAUGAGUUUGUGUGGCGCUCGUUCCUCUUUGCGGUGUAUAGCCUCGUGCACCACUCGCCCGGCAUCACGGAGGAGCAACUCGUGCAGCGUCUCAAAGCGAGCGGCCUCGUGAGCAGCAGCGCCUGUCGCGUCGCGCUGGAGUUUCUCAAGGCGUCACUGGUGAUCGUGGCACGCCGUGCUGUGGUGCCGUGCGGCGACGCAGUGCAGAGCCCCUUCGCCGCGCCCGCUGCGGCGUGCCAGCAGCGUGAGUGUUACUUCUGCACCGUCCAGCAAGAAGGGCCAUGGCGCAUUAUAGAGCUGUGA